UUUUUUCAUUUUUUCUAGCAAACUAAAAAAUAUUUCAGCAACUUUAUUUUCUUAUUAUUCGAAAUAAUGUCUUCUGAAACUCAACCAAUUACUGACUCUAACACUACCGAAAAUCUUCAAGCGGAGGAGCACAAGCCUGAAGAGGUCGUCAAGUCUUCGGAAGAGCAAACUCCAAUGGACACUUCGAAUCAGACUUCGACUCCGAUUGAGACUCCUGCUCCGGUACCAGCUGAGACGCCUGUAGUUACUGAGACUUCUACUCCUGUUGUGCAAGCAACUGAGGAUAAACCGGCCAUUGAGACUCCGACUAAUGAGGCUACGCCUGACGAGGCGCAGAAGACUACUGAGGAGAAGCAGCGUGAUGCGACUCCGACUCCGCAGAAUAAGCAAACGGAGAAUUUUGGAGCGACUUCUGAGGGUGUUGUUUCGGGCAACAAGAAGACGGAUGAUAAGGUCAGUAGCAACAACGUUUCUGCAACUAAGGCCAUGCCUACGCGUCAAUAUCUGGAUGAGACUAUUGUUCCGAUUUUGCUUCAAGCUCUUAGCGCUCUUGCAAAGGAGAGACCGGCCGAACCUAUUGACUUUGUCGCCAACUAUUUGCUGCGCGAGAAGAGCCGUUUCACCAACUCUUAUUCUGCUGGUGACCACUGA
Meloidogyne enterolobii is the source of this 651-nucleotide messenger RNA. The record is from the annotation of a GenBank genome assembly. Lineage: Eukaryota; Metazoa; Nematoda; Chromadorea; Rhabditida; Meloidogynidae.